AUGAGUCUUGCUAUUGAUCCUCUUAGGAAAAUCUCUCCAUGGAAGGAAGCUUGGAGUAUUGAGGCUAAGAUCUUGACCAUUUGGGAAGACGCUAGCAUUGUUAAUGAAAAUAUGCAGAAACUCUUACGUAUGGUCUUGAUGGAUAAGCAGCACCACAAGAUCCAAGCAACUGUUGAGGAUGAUUUGAUCACAACUUUUAUUCAUCAGUUAAAAGAAGGAGAUGUAUUAAUUAUUUCCGACUUCAAAGUGAUACCUAAUGGUGGAUUGAUUCUUCAAAAACGCAUUGAUUAUGAGUACUUAAUAGAUUUUGUUGGGGUCCUGUGCGGAUUGAAAAGGAAAACGGAUGUUGAGUGUAAUGGAAAGAUAUUGAAAGUUAUCAUCCUUGAAGUUUUUGCUGAUGGAAAGAAAAUCCCCUACAAUCUUGUUGGUGAUUGUUCUGCUCUUAUAGACAUCAAUAGUUUGAAAAAGUAUCAGAGACCACCCGUUCUUAUUCUGCAAUCUUUCAAGAUCAAAGUCAAUGGAGAUAAAGUCAGUCUCCAAAAUGUGAUCAAUGUUUCUCGAGUUUCAAUCAACCUUGAUAUGCAGGAAACUGUGAAUUUUCUGAAUUAG
Molecule: messenger RNA, 609 nt
Organism: Arachis ipaensis
Lineage: Eukaryota; Viridiplantae; Streptophyta; Magnoliopsida; Fabales; Fabaceae
Source: RefSeq, a predicted model, not a curated record